GAAAGUUAGAAGCGAAUGUGUGUAUUCAAACAAAGGGAAUCAUCUUUCUAUGUUAACGCUAAAACCAAUUAAACAAAUUUAUGAUCUAUUGCUGGAUAAAAACGAAAAAUUUACACACUAUUUUGUCAGGUAGUAAAUAACAGAGCAAAUACAUAGUUUUAUUUCAUUACUAGAUCUUGAAAAAGCCACAUACCAUGUAUAUAUACGAGUAUAUAAAGAAAAUUAUGGGCCCUUAAAUGGUAGUGGGCCUAGCCUAUUUGCACCCCAUAAGCCUCCUGAUACCCGGCCUUGCCGGUAUUUUAAUCAUACCCGUAAUUGUCACUGACCACGUUAAAGAGGAUCAACUGAAUGAUUUGGAUAUUGUUGUUGGUAUAGAAAUGGGAAGCCAAUUCAGAAUGGAAUCCGUGAUCUAUAUGUCGUCGUGUGCUGCGACUAUAUUUAUUAGCUCACUCGUGAUGGUUGGGAUUUUGUUAAUGACUCUGCUAACUGCAUUGACUGUAAUGUUACAAUCAUGUCAAAGUAGAGAAGCUGGAGUAGUUGAAUCCUUUCAAUCUGAUCAUCAUCUUUAUGAGUAUUGCAAAAUGGCUGCUUUAAAUGCCGAGAUUAAUGGCUUCAGAUAUUAUUCUUUGCCUCAAGUAUGUAAGGAUGUUGCCGUUAAGUAUAUCAAAGAAGGUCAUUACAUGAGAGAGUUGAACAAUUCGGUGUCCUUAGUGGCAGAUUACUUCAACGGGGUUACACUAGAUAAUGGUGGUCAUGAUGUAGUACUAUUUGACAUUGAUGAUAUCUUAUCUACCGACGCUUUGUGUGCUAACCCAUUGGCAUACAGAUACAGUCGGUAUGGUUGUGAUGAUUGGGUUAGAGAGGCAAGACUUAUGAAACAUUUUGUCUUGAUUGAGUUGUACAUAAAACUUCAAUCCGGUGGAUGGCCAUUGAUUUUGUUAUCAAGAAAGCCUGAAAAGCUACGAGACACCACCGUUGAGGGGCUUACAUCAGCCGGAUGUUCUGGUUGGUCAAAAUUAAUCUUAAGAUCAGACGAAGAGAUGAAAAUGGACACGCGUGAUUACUUUUCCAAACAAAUAAAGGGCAUUCAAUCCGAUGGUUACCACAUCAGGGCAGUGAUUAGCAGCUACAUGGAUGCAUUGCUAGGUGAAUCUGUCAGAACACAACACUUCAAGCUUUCAAACCACCUUCCUGUUGAUCAUACUCAGAGAUUUAUGCCGAAUGUACAGAACUAGCAUUUUAAUAUUUGGUGUACCAUUAAAGAGACAGGAAGGUGAGUAAACCAGAAGCGGAAAAUUUUGUUGCAGUUGAUUGAUAUAUGUCUGGUGAUUAUUUGUGCUACAAGUUCCUAUAGUAUUAUUGUAAAUAGCUUCUUGAGUAUAUUUUUUGGAGCACAAGUUUGGGAAUUGGAAAGCUUUGUUUUUUUUUUUU
Molecule: messenger RNA, 1431 nt
Organism: Erigeron canadensis
Lineage: Eukaryota; Viridiplantae; Streptophyta; Magnoliopsida; Asterales; Asteraceae
Exons: 3
Coding region: 237-1235 (332 amino acids)
Source: RefSeq, a predicted model, not a curated record